Messenger RNA from Morus notabilis, 932 nucleotides. RefSeq lists its product as uncharacterized. NCBI's taxonomy places the organism in Eukaryota, Viridiplantae, Streptophyta, Magnoliopsida, Rosales, Moraceae. The transcript has 4 exons. The record is from RefSeq and is a predicted model, not a curated record. The annotation marks the transcript as partial.
UGUGGCGAUGAUUUGGGUUUGGCUAUUAGAAGUUUGAAUGAGCUUCGACUAGGAUCUUCUGACCAAUAUUCAGCUUCAGCUGCUGCAGGCGUAUCGGAUGUAGCAGGGGAAGGAAGUGUUCAACUCCAAUCACAAGUGACAACUAAUGGGGAGGUUCCAUUUGGUGAGGAAAAUCUUUCGAAGGAUGGUGCGGAUUGGGUGGAGCUAUUUGUUAGAGAGAUGAUGAGUGCCUCUGACAUGGAUGAUGCCAAAGCUCGUGCUUCUAGAGUGCUUGAGGUUUUGGAGAAGUCCAUCCAUGCACGUGCAAGUGCAGAGGCAGCGCAAACCAUCCACCAGGAAAAUAUAAUGCUCAAGGAGCAAGUGGAAGCACUUAUUCAGGAAAAUACAAUUCUGAAGCGAGCAGUGUCCAUUCAGCACGAACGUCAGAAAGAAUAUGAAGAUAGGGACCAGGAGCUGCAGCAAUUGAAGCAGCUGGUGUCUCAGUACCAGGACCAGUUGCGGACAUUGGAGGUUAACAACUAUGCCCUUACACUGCACCUGAAGCAGGCUCAGCAAAGCAGCUCGAUUCCAGGGAGGUUUCACCCUGAUGUGUUCUAAUGUUAUUUGAAAUAUGAUUCUUUGGAUAAAUAGUAUAAUAUAUGCUUUUAAGUAUUACAAGCUAGUGUGUAACGAUACGAAGGCGCCUCAGUCUGUAACUCGUCUGUUGUUUGGGCUGCAUAUAGUCGUCCGAAGGUUGCUCUUUUGUGUGCAAAAUAUAAGCAAGGAACAAAGACAAUUUCAGCUGCAUUUAAACACGGUGGCGAGGAUUAGUUCAUUUAGCUAUUUAUUCAUCUCCACUUGAUCUCGACCGAAUUUAAUUCUAACAGUCCAUCGAUUGUAACAGAUGCUGAAAGAUUUAAUUGGAUUUGGGUACUCAAUAAGCUCUUCAAGUC